UGAUGUAGAAAAUGAUCAUCAUUAAGAAUGUUGGUUCUAGUGAAACAAACCCUCGACGAACUAAGCGAUGGCUCCGUGGUACUCGCUGGGUCUUUCUCUUGAUCGCCUCGGUCCUCAUCUACGGCUCUCACGCUCCUCUCAUCGCUCUCACUAAAUCAGACGGCCGCGUUCCCUUCAGUCCGUCGUCCUGCGUCGUUCUGAUCGAACUCAGCAAGCUGCUGAUCUCUCUCAGUGCUCUGUUUGCUUCAGGGGACGUCCACACCAUCAAGGUUUCUGUAUCCUGGGCCGCAGCGAUGCCGUACGCUGUCCCCGCUCUGCUUUACGCAUUCAACAACAACCUAGUGGUGUUCAUGCAGGCCUACAUGGACCCCAGUUCAUUCCAAGUUCUCAGCAACCUGAAGAUCGCCUCCACCGCUCUGCUCUACACCUCCUGUCUGAGGAAGAGGCUGCGCCGUACUCAGUGGACGGCCCUGGCGUUUCUCAUGGUGGCCGGGGCACUUCACAGCUACUCCAGUCUGGACUGGGAGAUCCCAGAUCAGGGAGGGGAGAACGCAAGGACCGGACUUCAUAUCACAGCCUGGGGACUGCUGCUCGUGCUCAUUUACUGCUUCGUGUCCGGACUCGCUGCAGUCUACACUGAGAAAGUUUUAAAAAGCCAGCGUCUGCCUCUGAGCCUGCAGAAUCUUUUCCUGUACAUAUUCGGUGUGGCGCUUAAUCUGGCAUCACAUUUCUACAGCAGCGGAACAGAGCAGGCAUUUCUAGAAGGAUAUUCAGCACUAGUGUGGGUCAUCAUAGCAGGACAGGCAGGUAACGGCCUGCUCAUGUCUGUAAUAAUGAAACAUGGAACUGGAAUCACACGACUCUUCAUCAUCUCCUCAGCUAUGCUGGUGAACAGCGUGCUCUCCUGGGGGCUGCUGGGAUUGCAGCUCACGCCUUUCUUUCUCCUACCUGUGCUGAUGAUCGCAGUGGCUGUAUACCUCUAUUACAGGUAAAUGGUCUGGGAGUAGGGCCGCACAUUUAACUCUGUUUCAGUCAGGAUUUCAAUCCCUGGCUUUAUAUAUAUAUAUAUAAUAUAUCGAUAAUGUGUACAUUUAAUUAACAUCCCCAUUUAAUUAAAUGUGUUGAUUUUAGUUUUAUUGUCAAAUUUUGUUCAUAUAUACAGCAUUCAGAACAUUGAGUUUUACUUUAAUUCAAAUGCUUAUCAAUUAGGAAUGUAAAAAUCUUUGCAAUGUAAUAGGAAAAAUUAGUACUAAAAUAAAACCAGAUAGAUUUUUAAGCUCCUAUAUUAUAGUGCACCUAUUAUGGUUUUUCAAAUAUUACUUUCAUGUAGUAUGUUAUAGAGCUGUUUGUGAAUGCAGAAAGUCUGCAAAGUUUCAGAAAUCAAAGCACACAACAACCGGGAGUUAUUGACUCCUAAAAGAAGGAACCGAUUCUGAACAGCUGAAACGAGUCGUUAGUAAUUCCAGACUUACCUACGAAGAUUAGUACAUGAAGUUUGUAACAAAAAGCCCCGCCUCUGGUCUUCAUCGGCUGCUCGCUGACAGCGGUAGACCAAUCACAACAGACUGGGAAGUCUGACCAAUCAGAGCGCGGGGUUGGGUUGGGGGGUAUAAUGCUGCAGUUUAAAUUAUUAGCAUAUUAAAGUGUUUUUUUUUUAUCUUGGAUGCAUGAGACCUUUAAAACAAAAUUAGGCACGUUUCAAAACCAUAAUAGGUGCAUUUUAAAGUUUAAAAAAAAAAAAUUGACUUUUUUUAAUGAGGCCUAUUCGAAAUAAAAUUCACAAUCUUACAAAAAUGUCCCACAAAAACAGAAGACAAGUUAGAAUGUAAGAUGUCUAAUUGGGCAUUUGGAUGGAAAUAUCAUAUCAUAUCGUUAAUACUUUAAGACAGUCCUGUGAUGUAUCACAAUAUAUAGGUUUGCUAACAGUGCAGUCAUUGUUGGGUUUUUUUUUAAAUUAAAAAUAAAAAUUGGGUUGAACGAUACUUUUAUUUAGUGGGAACAAAAAUAACACUGAAAGGUAGAGAAAAAAGGAACAUUUCACAAUUUUGAAGAUUCAGUAUUACAUGUGAAGAAAAAUCAGCUGUAAUUGUUUUUCAAGCUGUGUAAAAAGUGCUGUGAAUGAAUAUAACUAAAACCAAAUCACAAGAGUUUCUUGAAUAAUAUAAAAUAAUGCUAAAAAAAAAGGCCAUUUCAUUCAGUCAUAUUACUUUUUCCUGAAUUUCUAUAAUUAAUGGGAUAGAUGAUUGUUUAUUUUCCUCAGUACUGAAAUGACAAUCAUUUUAACCUGGAAGAAGAGAUUGUGAUGUCUCCAUGGGAUCUUCCUGGUUAAAUUAAUUAAUUAAUUAAUUGUGCAGCCCUACAUGGUGUAAUUGUGUGUUUGUGUAUGUUUAUUUUAUUUUAUGUUAAUGUUACUUCAUCUUUGUUCUGCUCACAUAUAUUUAAAUAGAAGUUGUGAAUUUAUUUAGAUGCAGGUUUGACUGGAUUAGGUCAUAGGUGUGUGCUGUUUGAUUGAUUUAAAAAAAAAAAACAAUCCAUCUCUUUCAUCUGAAUGCCUUGUUUGUUUGAGAUUUAUUUUUAUUAUGCUCAACAAUGCAAAAGUCGAUGUAGCGCAGAGUCUGAAAGUAUUUAUGAAUGGAAUUAUGGAAAUAAAUAUUAUACAUAUCUAUCAUG
This is a messenger RNA of Ictalurus furcatus (blue catfish), 2670 nucleotides long. It is a transcript of the gene slc35a4, whose product is annotated as solute carrier family 35 member A4. Gene Ontology annotation, cellular component: Golgi membrane. Lineage: Eukaryota; Metazoa; Chordata; Actinopteri; Siluriformes; Ictaluridae. Bases 12 to 992 code for a protein of 326 amino acids. The record is from RefSeq and is a predicted model, not a curated record. Gene Ontology annotation, molecular function: pyrimidine nucleotide-sugar transmembrane transporter activity. Gene Ontology annotation, biological process: pyrimidine nucleotide-sugar transmembrane transport. The transcript has a single exon.